Molecule: messenger RNA, 1952 nt
Organism: Phlebotomus papatasi
Lineage: Eukaryota; Metazoa; Arthropoda; Insecta; Diptera; Psychodidae
Gene: RIOK1
Product: serine/threonine-protein kinase RIO1
Exons: 3
Coding region: 121-1917 (598 amino acids)
Biological process (GO): maturation of SSU-rRNA
Cellular component (GO): cytosol; preribosome, small subunit precursor
Molecular function (GO): ATP binding; protein serine/threonine kinase activity
Source: RefSeq, a predicted model, not a curated record
GAUUGUUCAUUGUUAACCUCUUUUUGAUGCUCAAAAUCCUCAAAAUAAACAAUAUUCUGGUUAAAUUAUACCAUUUUAAAAAGAAUUUUAGGUGAAUUAAAAUAAUUUAUCAAAAUAGUCAUGGCUAAUUGGGAUUUAUUACCAAUUUUUUAUGGGAAUGAUUCUUUUUUUCCGAAUCAAAGCCGCCUGUUUUUUUUUCACGACUCACACUCAGAGCCUCACUCACCACGUGCCAAAACAAUUUUAGUUUUUCGCUCAAUUGUGAAAUUAUUAAAGUUUUUCCAAGUGAAAUCCACAAAACCAACGAUGGAAGGACAAUUUAGUGAUGCUGAGGAAGAUACUGACCGCACGGUGGAAGGACUAGCGGUGAAAUUAAAGGAAGUCACGACGAUUGACAGUGAAAUCUUCAGAGAUCUUCCUGACGAGGAAGCAGAGCUGGAGGAAUUGUCUGAGGAUGAAGUGUACAGUGACCCAGAAGACGAUAUGCAUCUCUACGAGGAUCAUGGGAUGAUCAAGCAGUCAUCUGGAAUGAAUACACAAAAUGCCCCAACAAGAUUGAGCAGUUUUCAGCCCAGUCAGAGUAUGAUGUCCAAGUAUUCCUCGAAGAUCCACGUGGGCGCAUUCCAGGCUUCUUCAGCGGCAUCUUCUGAGGUUAAGAAAGCCCUGGAGAAGAGUGACAGACGCCAAGAUGCCGAACGCACUAAAAUUAAGGACAAGAAGGACAGAGCGACGAUUGACAAAGUUCUGGAUGAUCGAACGAGGAUGGUGCUCUUCAAAUUAUUCCGCCAGGAAAAAGUCACCAAGAUUGCCGGGAACAUCAAGGAGGGCAAGGAAGCCAAUGUCUACCUGGCCUUCAGCAAUGCGUACAAACACGAUGCACUGGCCAUCAAGAUCUUCAAGACAUCAAUCCUGGACUUCAAGGAUCGGCACAAGUACAUCGCUGAUGAGUUCAGAUUCCGACACGGAUACGCCAGGCGCAAUCCCCGGAAAAUGGUAAGACUUUGGGCGGAGAAGGAGAAACGGAACUUAGAGAGAAUGCUUAAGGUCAAUCUUCCGGUGCCGACUCCUUUGGAGAUCCGUGAGAAUGUUCUGGUGAUGGAGUUUAUUGGGGAGAACUAUGAGGCUGCGCCUCGACUAGCCCAAGUGACUCCGAGCCAGUCCAAGGCUCGCGAGUUCUAUUACGAUAUCGUGUGCCACAUGUGGGAUCUGUACAAUCUCUGCCGUUUGGUCCAUGCUGAUUUGUCUGAGUACAAUCUCCUGGUUCAUCGGGAGAAACUUGUGAUCAUAGACGUGUCGCAGUCCGUUGAACACGAUCAUCCCAAUGCCCUGGAAUUCCUGAGGAGAGACUGCCGGGAGAUCACAAAGUACUUCCGGAAGCAUGGAGUGGCUGUGAUGACGGUUCAGGAAUUGUUCAAUUUCAUCACCGACGCCACGAUCAACGACAAAAACAAGCAUGAGUAUCUUCAGGAAAUGCUGAAGAAGAUUGCUGACAGGAGUCUAGAUGACCUUCCGGAUGAGGAGAAGGUGCAGGAGGAAGUCUUCCAGAAUAUCUUCAUUCCCAAACGUCUGGAUGAGGUUGUGCAUUACGAGAGGGACAUUAAAAAAGCCAAGGCCGGGGAAGGGGAUCAACUAAUCUACAAGACAAUUACCGGUCUUUCUGCGAAUCUCGAGGUCAAGCAAGUUCCAGAUAUUCUGCACAGAGAUUCGGAAGAGGAAUCAUCGUCGGCUUUCAGUGAAGACCAUGAUGAUUACGAUGAAGAAUCGAGAUUUCAGAGCAGUGCUCGGCCAAGAGAUGAGUCUCCGGACAGCAAGAAAGCCCGGAAGAAGGCAGUGAAGGACGCCAAGGCAGAAAAGAGGAAGACCAAGGUGCCCAAGCACGUAAAGAAGAGGAAAGAGAAACUUGCACAAAAAAAAUAAAAUGGUCAAAUAAAUGAUUUUCUUGCUAAAAAAAA